Messenger RNA from Colletotrichum godetiae, 430 nucleotides. RefSeq lists its product as uncharacterized. The record is from RefSeq and is a predicted model, not a curated record. The transcript has a single exon. Lineage: Eukaryota; Fungi; Ascomycota; Sordariomycetes; Glomerellales; Glomerellaceae. The coding region runs from base 144 to 317 and encodes 57 amino acids.
UGCAAGACGGCUGCAACAGAAGAGCCAAUGACGGGUGCCAGACGUCUUUCCAGAGACGUAGAGAAGUCCCGUGCAACGGCCCACAUGCUGUUCGUGUGACACUGACGCUGCAUCGCAGACCAGACAAAGAAAGGUUCAAUGGCAUGGCGUUGAUUCAGAGGGAGUCUGGGAGCUGGGAGAGACAUGGACGAAGGUCAAACCGCCAAUGUGCUACGACACCGACAGGUGAGUGGCAGACAGGCGCAUCCAGGUGGAGGGAAGGGAUACAGUGCUGUCAGUGCAUCAGGUGCGCUCGGACAGCUUACUCUUGCUACUAGAUGCUCCUGCAGUUUACUUUGCUCCCUUGGCUUAAGUACCUAUCUUGCUGAAGCUAUUCCCGUCGUCAGAAUCCAUACCAACGGCAGGUUCCCACAACGGAGCCGCAAGCGAU